This is a messenger RNA of Danio aesculapii, 1821 nucleotides long. RefSeq names its product B-cell receptor CD22-like. NCBI's taxonomy places the organism in Eukaryota, Metazoa, Chordata, Actinopteri, Cypriniformes, Danionidae. The transcript has 10 exons. Bases 1 to 1545 code for a protein of 514 amino acids. The record is from RefSeq and is a predicted model, not a curated record.
AUGCUGAUGUGGCUUAGAAUGGCUCCUGCUCUUCAUCUGAUCUUUCUGCUCAUCAUUCACAAGGUGUCUAGUGCUGAAUGGGGUGUGAAUUACAGUACUUCACACAUCUGUGCACUAAAAGACUCAUCAGUGAUAAUCAGCUGCACUUUUACAUACCCGUCUCCUGGAUAUCAGAUCAUGAAAGUGUUCUGGACUAAAAACUCUGUACAUGGUCCAGAUCCUCCAGAUCUGUCUGAGGACCCUGAAUACAGUCAGAGGCUUCAGUAUCUGGGAGAUAAACAGCAGAACUGCACCGUCAGACUGAGUCAUGUGACAAAGAAAGAUGAACACCAGUAUUAUUUCAGAUUCAUUACUGAUGUAACAGAAGGAAGAUGGACUGGUAGACCAGGAGUGCGUCUCUCUGUCACAGAUCUUCAGCUGGAGUCUCCUGAGAGAGUGACAGAGGGAGAUUCAGUCAAUCUGACAUGUAAAAGCAGCUGUAAACUGACUGACACACCAACAUUCAUCUGGUACAGAAACUCAGAGAUGUCACUCGAGCAUAUUGGAGACAAACUCAUCCUCAGUUCAGUCAGAGGAGAUGCAGGCAGAUAUAGAUGUGGUGUACAUGGACACACAUCACCUGAGGUCUCUCUCAUUGUUAUAUACCCACCCAGGAUUGUCUCGGUGUCCAUCAGUGGAUCUGCUGUAAUAGUGGAGGGAGAUUCAGUGACUCUGAACUGCAGCAGUGACUCAAACAAUCCUGCUCUGAACUUCAGCUGGUUUAAAGUAAAAUCACUUGUAGGAUCUGGAAGAAUCUUCAACAUAUCAAAGAUCAGCUCUGAUGACAGUGAAAAAUACAAGUGCAAGGUUCUAAGUGAACAUGGGGAUAAAUACUCUGCUGCUGUGACUUUAAAUGUCCAGUAUCCUCCCAGGAACGUCUCAGCGUCCGUCACUGAUUCUGGUCAGCUUUGGUCUGAUUCAGUAAGUCUGAGCUGCAUCAGUGACUCAAACCCUCCUGCUCUGAAUUUCAGCUGGUUUAAGGAGAAUCAAAGCUCUGCUGUUGGAUCUGGACAGAGUUUCAGUGCAGUACAGAGUGGACGCUUCUACUGUGAGGCUCACAAUCCACAUGGAGCUAAGAGAUCAGACGCCGUCACUGUCACUGUUCAUCAACAUGCUGAGAGAAACAUCAUCAUCAUCACAGCGACAUCUGGAGGAUUAUUAGUCAUUAUCUUCAUCAUCAUUAUCAUCCUGUGUAUAAUAAAGAAACAAAGGAGUGUUAAAUCUAAAGGUCUCACAGUGACGCAGAAUGAUCUGUAUUCUGACCCUGGAUCAGCGGCUGACGCUCUGUAUGCCAGUGUGAAUCCCAGAAUAAGUGCUGAAUGCAGAGAUGCUGAGGAGAUCCAGUACGCCACUGUCCAAUAUCACAGAAACACACAGAUGAAGAGAGAGGAAGAAGAGGAGCAGCGUCAGUGUGACAACAAACCAGUUCAGCAGCCUGAUCAAGACCACAGCGGAUCUAAUGCUGAAACAGUGCAAAACUCCGUGAUCUACAGCAGCGUCAGAUGAGAGAUCCACUUAUACAAACAUCAUUAGAGAACACAGAAUAAAUGAGUGAAUGAUUAUUGCCGAAUCAUUUAUUAAUUUGUUUUUAAACACAACAACUAUAACAUGUUCGUCAGACAUAAUUUACAUGCACACCAUGACUGACAUAAAGAAGUUUACUGAAGUAACCUUUACCUGUUUACAAGCCAACCAAGUUUACAAGACUGAGGUUACAAGAAGAGGUUAUUCCCUAGUGAUGUCACAAUGCAAGCAUGCAUAUAUUUCCCUAUAUCCUGAUCU